AUGGCGAGCUCUCUGUCGAUGAUAUACAAGUAUGCUGUGCCGGUCGCCGUCGGUGCCUCAUUUAUCCAGGCCUCAAUGUACGAUGUGAAGGGCGGAUACCGCGCAGUUAUCUUCGACAGGCUUUCUGGUGUGAAGGAGAACGUCGUCAACGAAGGCACACAUUUCCUUAUUCCAUGGCUACAGAAGAGCGUUAUCUACGAUGUCAGGACGAAGCCUAGAAAUAUUUCUACCACCACCGGAAGCAAAGAUUUGCAAAUGGUCAGCCUGACGCUCAGAGUGCUGCAUAGGCCUGAUGUUCAAAAGCUACCGGUUAUCUACCAGCAACUCGGACAAGAUUACGACGAGAGGGUUCUCCCAUCCAUCGGAAACGAAGUUCUCAAGUCCAUUGUCGCACAAUUCGAUGCCGCAGAAUUGAUUACCCAGAGAGAAGCUGUCUCAAACCGUAUCCGUACCGACCUUCUUCGACGUGCCAAGGAGUUCAACAUUGCCCUUGAGGAUGUCUCCAUCACCCACAUGACUUUUGGCCGUGAAUUCACCAAGGCCGUUGAACAGAAGCAGAUUGCACAGCAAGACGCUGAAAGAGCCCGGUUCAUUGUUGAGAGAGCCGAGCAGGAGAGACAAGCCAACGUUAUCCGCGCCGAGGGUGAGGCAGAGAGUGCCGAUAUCAUCAGCAAGGCCGUUGCUAAAGCUGGUGACGGUCUAAUCCAAAUCCGAAGAAUCGAAGCCAGCAGAGAUAUCGCUCAGACACUCUCCUCAAACCCCAACGUCACAUAUAUCCCCGGCGGCGAAGGUGGAAAGGAAGGCGGAAAGGGCACCGGACUUCUCCUUGGUUUAAGAUCAUAG
Molecule: messenger RNA, 843 nt
Organism: Nannizzia gypsea CBS 118893
Lineage: Eukaryota; Fungi; Ascomycota; Eurotiomycetes; Onygenales; Arthrodermataceae
Product: prohibitin-1
Exons: 2
Coding region: 1-843 (280 amino acids)
Biological process (GO): mitochondrion organization
Cellular component (GO): membrane; mitochondrion
Source: RefSeq, a predicted model, not a curated record